AUGCCUCGGUCACUUUCAGGUUCGAGUACUACGGAGAGUGUUGCUCCAGUAGAGGAGAUACAGCCUGCAAGAACAAAAUCACGUCGCUCUGAGGUGGGAAACGACUUACAUCUCGUUCAAAGUCAUGUCUCGCAUCAUGAUAUGCCUGUGCCAGUAGCCACCAAUGAGUUUCACGAGGUCGAUGCCGAACAAUACCUACGUUUUUCGCCUGCUCGCAAGACACUCAUUGUUGCUAUACUAGCAUAUUGCUCGUUCUUGGCCCCUAUCUCUUCGACCUCAAUUCUAUCAGGUAUCCCGGAGCUCGCAUCAACCUAUAAUACCACUGGAAGUGUAAUCAACGCCAGCAAUGCUUUGUACCUAGCCUUCAUGGGUGUCUCGGCCCCAUUCUGGGGCCCAUUUAGUCAAGUAUGGGGUAGAAGACCGAUCUUUCUUAUCAGCGCCUUCUUGUUCUUUGCUUUCAGUAUCGGCACAGCGCUCGCCCCUAAUCUUCCUGCCUAUUUCAUUUUCCGCAUUCUCACAGCAUUCCAAGGGACAUCUUUCCUGGUUGUAGGAAGUUCUGCUAUUGGAGAUGUAUAUGAGCCCCGAGCUCGUGCAACAGCUUUGGGAUGGUUUCUAUCUGGAACACUUAUCGGGCCAGCAUUCGGACCAUUCAUCGGUGGUGUUAUUGUGACCUUUCGCUCUUGGCGAGUCGUUUUCUGGCUACAAACUGCCCUGGGUGGCUUCGGCACAUUACUUGUCUUCUUUUUCUUCCCCGAAACAUACCCGAAUCUUGUCAAAUCAGACCCAGAUCAAAAAACACCCAAGCAAAAAGCCAAGUUCCUCUGGCAUCGUGUCAACCCCUUACGCGUCGGCAUCCUCCUCUUCUCUUAUCCGAACCUAUUCUUCGCAGGUCUAGGAGCUGGCGCUUUAGUCUGGAAUCAAUAUUCCCUGCUAACCCCCAUUCGCUAUGUCCUCAAUCCUCGCUUUCACCUCACCAGUCCCAUCGAGUCGGGUCUAUUCUACAUCGCACCUGGCUGCGGGUACCUCGUGGGCACAUUCAUGGGUGGACGAUGGGCUGAUCACACCGUGAAGAAAUGGAUUCGCAAGCGCGGCGGCGUGCGAGUUCCUGAAGACAGGCUCAAAUCUUGUCUGGUUUUCAUCACUUUCGUGAUCCCGGGAUGUAUACUCAUCUACGGCUGGACAGUUGAGAAAGCAGUCGGUGGUAUUCCUGUUCCGGUGCUUGCUAUGUUCGUACAGGGUGUUGCGCAACUAUUCUGCUUCCCAAGCCUGAAUACCUUCUGUUUGGAUGUGAUGCAGUCUUCUGGCCGAAGUGCUGAGGUCGUUGCUGGAAACUAUAUGUUCCGGUAUGUUUUUGCUGCGAUUGGCUCUGGUGUUGUACUGCCGGCUGUCGAUGGAAUUGGUGUUGGAUGGUUUAGUACCAUCAGUGCUUUGUUCCUUGUUGUUGCUGGACUUUGUGUUUGGGCAACUACUAUAUUUGGAGAUCAAUGGCGGAAACAGGUGGAUGCUAAGAAUCAGCGCAAGGAAGCAGAGAGGGCUGGAAAGCAGCCUGCUUUGCAAGAGAGUGAGAAGAGAGCUGAGGUUUGA
This is a messenger RNA of Penicillium malachiteum, 1584 nucleotides long. RefSeq names its product putative MFS transporter. The coding region runs from base 1 to 1584 and encodes 527 amino acids. NCBI's taxonomy places the organism in Eukaryota, Fungi, Ascomycota, Eurotiomycetes, Eurotiales, Aspergillaceae. Gene Ontology annotation, biological process: transmembrane transport. The transcript is spliced from 3 exons. The record is from RefSeq and is a predicted model, not a curated record. Gene Ontology annotation, molecular function: transmembrane transporter activity.